This is a messenger RNA of Gryllus bimaculatus (two-spotted cricket), 576 nucleotides long. NCBI's taxonomy places the organism in Eukaryota, Metazoa, Arthropoda, Insecta, Orthoptera, Gryllidae. The record is from the annotation of a GenBank genome assembly.
AUGCCGGAGCCCGUCUGGCUGCCGCUGGGCCGGUUCAAGCCCGACGAGAGCAGCGUCACGUUGGUCGCAUGUGCCCAGUUGCCUUGCAGCUGGAUGGCUGUGCACAGAUUGAGUUACGAAUUUCACUGGGCGUUUGCCUUGUUGGCGCUCGUCGACUCACCGGUGAAGAAGGGCGGGGUGGAGAACCAGGCGGAGUUGUGCAGGAUGUCCGUGGCGCCCAUCUCGCGCACCGCCUUCAAGGUGGGGUCCUCGAACAUGAUGUCGAAGCAGAUGAAGGUGGCGAAGCGCACGCCGAAAUCCGAGUCGAAUACGGGGCGUUGGCCUUCGCGGCCGCUGUUGAAGCCGGGCUCCACGUACAGAAGCCGCGGCGGCGUACUCACGUCGGAGACGGUGGGCGCGGCGGGCGCGGGGGCGUCGCAGGGCACGGGGCGCGGGCGCGACGCGGGGUCCGGCACGCGCGACAGCAGCGGGCGCAGCAGCGGCCGCUCGCCAGGCACCUCCAUGCCCGUCAGCCCCACCUCCGGGAACACCACCACGUCUGCGCCCUGCGCCGCGCCAGCAAAUUACACGCAUUAA